GGUCAAAUGUCAGACUUCUUCUUUUUUUUUUGCAGAAAAAUUUUGAAAGAUCUUUCUUCUGAAGACACACGGGAUAGAAAAGGAGAUGAGGAAAGUCCUGGGGUCUCCACUGUCACCUCCAUGUCUGUUCCCACGCCCAUCUACCAGACAAGCACUGGACAGUACAUUGCCAUCGCAGCCAACGGGCUCCAGCUGGCAGGGCCGGGGGCAGACGGGGUGCAGGGGCUGCAGACACUGACCAUGGCCAACGCCGGCGGCUCCCAGCCCGGGACCACCAUCCUGCAGUACGCCCAGACCUCGGACGGGCAGCAGAUCCUGGUGCCCAGCAACCAGGUGGUGGUGCAGACUGCCUCUGGGGACAUGCAGACGUACCAGAUCCGCACCACGCCCACCACCUCCUCCCUGCCCCAGACCGUGGUGAUGACGUCCCCCGUCACCCUGACGUCACAGACGAGCAAGACGGAUGAUCCGCAGCUGAAACGAGAGAUCAGGCUGAUGAAGAACAGGUACGUCAGGGCACCUGAGCUGCUCAGGGGGCUAGUUUAAGGUGCUCAGAUGGUGCAAUCACUGAGGUUGGAAAAGACUUCCAGGCUUGUGAAGUCC
This is a messenger RNA of Cyanistes caeruleus (blue tit), 603 nucleotides long. Lineage: Eukaryota; Metazoa; Chordata; Aves; Passeriformes; Paridae. The record is from RefSeq and is a predicted model, not a curated record.